Messenger RNA from Pleuronectes platessa (European plaice), 2352 nucleotides. It is a transcript of the gene ovca2, whose product is annotated as OVCA2 serine hydrolase domain containing. The transcript has 2 exons. Bases 250 to 927 code for a protein of 225 amino acids. Gene Ontology annotation, cellular component: nucleus; cytoplasm. The record is from RefSeq and is a predicted model, not a curated record. Lineage: Eukaryota; Metazoa; Chordata; Actinopteri; Pleuronectiformes; Pleuronectidae. Gene Ontology annotation, biological process: response to retinoic acid.
CGGAAGCGGCUGUCAUUUCAACUUUCAUUCCAAUGUGAUUAAUUUGAAAAGACACGUAGUUGUUCUCAUCACUCGAACAUCCCGCUGUGGGUUUGAACUCCUCAUCUCAAGUUGACAACAACUUUCUAUUAUCUUUUUAAACGCCUCAUUGGGAACUGAAGUUCUCCUGCUAGCUCGGCUAAGCUAGGCUGAGCUAGGCUAAACUCAACUGAGUUAAGAUAAGCUAGGCUGAGCUAGGCUAAGGUCUCCAUGGCCCCUCUCCGGGUUCUGUGUGUUCACGGUUACCGACAGAACGCCAGCUCGUUCCGGGAGAAGACGGGAGCUCUGCGGAAGCUGCUGAAGAAACACGUGGAGCUGGUUUAUGUGAGCGCGCCUCACAGUGUCCAUCAGGUCAGAAGUGAAGAAGCUCCGGAAAGGGAGAAUGCUUCAGGUCCUGUCCCCGGAGGAGACGAGGACCCCAGGGGCUGGUGGUUUUCUGACGUCCAGGCUCGGAGCUUCAGUGCUCAGCAGCAGUGCGAGGAAAGCCUGGGGCUCGACGAGAGUGUGGCGGUUGUUAGAGAAGCUGUGAAAGUCCAGGGUCCGUUUGACGGCAUCCUGGGCUUCAGUCAGGGAGCCGCCUUCGUGGCCAUGCUGUGUUCUCUUCAGGAGCAAAAACUGGAGCCGGAGUUCAACUUCCGCUUCGCCGUCCUCGUCGCCGGUUUCCCCAGCGCAUGCAAGGAGCACCAGAGGUUCUACAGCGCUCCCCUUCAGAUCCCGUCCCUGCAUGUGUUUGGACUGGAGGACCGAGUCAUCCCUGACAACAUGAGCAGGGAGCUCCUCCCCUCCUUCCAGCAGCCUCAGGUCCUGACGCAUCCCGGUGGCCAUUUUGUUCCUGCUGCUUCUGCUCACAGACAAACGUACCAGGACUUUCUCAAGAGCUUCCAGUGAGAGAAACUACAAUGUAGGAAGGAGACAGCAGCACUUGCAUUUCCACAGUGAAUGUGGAAUAUUUAAUGUUUAAUAUGGCGGGUCAUGGUAACACAAUUGAUUCAAAGGACAAUUUGGGUUCAACAUCAUGGCCUUUACAUACAUGCUGUCCAUCUCAGGGAAGAUGUCCUGUAACAGGCAAUAAAUAAGACGACAGCUGUUUAUUUUAUCUAUUCUGUCUCUGUCUUUUCUUGUGUGUGAUACCUUUACGGCCUUGUACUGAAAAAGUAUUGUAAUUUAUUGCUAAAAUGUGAUUAUAAUCGUUUCAUUGUAGACAAAAUAUUUAUGGAAUGGAUUUGAAUGGAUCAUAGCAGGAACACUGGUGUAAUUAAUAACCUUCAUUAUGGCUGCGUUUCGGCAAAAUGGUGCUCAUUACACAUGAGCUUUCCCUGCCGAGUCUGAUGAAUGAGAAUAGAUUGAGAUAAUGGGAUGAACCUGUUUUUAAUGGUGGUUUCAAAAACAGGGACAAAUGACAAUCAAGCCUUGAAAGAAGUUCACGCCCCCUCGACCCUGGUCAGCUGCUGUGUAAUUGCAGGAUUGGCGAUUUUGGAAAGUUUUAAAAUAGUUGUAUAAAGACAUGGAGACCUUAUUGUUCCAGCUUCAGAGAGAACGUGUUCAGAGGCUGAAAGAGAAUCCAACUUUGUUUUGUUUGGCUUUACUGAGGUCCUCAGCAGACUGGUACACGGGUCACAGGUGUUGUAAUUUGUUUAACUGAUUUAGCAGCCAGAGGAAAAUCAAGGGAUAUUAUACACAACUUAUUCACAGUCAUCUCAGUCGCAGAAACUAGAAUGUCUUUACAACAGUAGAGGAGGACUGACACUUUCAUGUGCUGGGGACACUCCACCAUAAAGAAGAGUGGCAGAGAAUCUAAAAAAAAAACUAAUGUCAAGUCAAAAUGCCAAAUGGGAAAUGUUGACAAGGUUAACUCCUGUGGUUCAUCAAAUCCAGUUAGAGGAACAACUGCGUGGUUUCUCCUUCUGUACAGACACACAGGCACAAUUCUGACUGCCACGCUGUUUGUAAGCAAAAUGAAUCUACAAAUCAUUUUGUGCACUCAUGUGUGCUAUCAUUAGUUUGUUAAAAAUAUUCUUAAACGUUUAACUUUAAUCUUUAAAUUUCAAGUUUACUCUCAACAUUUUUACUUUAUCUCAAAUCCGGACAGAAAUCUUCCUGUUCUUUUCCCCCCUCAUGUGUGGCCCUACUUCUCUUCCAUACCAACAUAACUGGAAAGGUAUGUCAAGAAUUUUUAGGAUUCAGAGGAACCAGAGUGGAAAAUGUUAUUCAAUAAGUUUCAGUAAAAAUAUUUUACAAUGUUUUGAGUAGGACUGUCAGUUUUAGAACAAUAUAAAAUCAUACUGCAACAGAAAAAUGAUAUUAAUAUUUCAC